AUGGCUCUAGCACCUGAGCCAGAGGCGACCGUCAUUGACGGAAAGAAGUACAGGAAUGUGCACGAGGGUCUGGCUACAGUGUUGGCUCCUUAUCGAGAUGAAAGUCAGCCGUCCGUCAAGAAAGGUAGAAACAAUGAUGAGGGCCUCCAAGCAGUCUUCUACAAUCCUAUUCAACAGUUUAACCGAGAUUUGAGCGUCCUUGCGAUAACAAUCUACGGCGAGGGCGCGAUACUGGAAAAGGAGGCUCGAAACGCUCAGAAAGCCGAGCAAAGAAAGAACACCAAGGGCAAGAAAAAGCAGAAAUCAUCCAACCCAGAACCUGCUAACGAGACCGUCAACGGGCAUGACCAGGCUACCAGCCGCAGGCGUAAAGCCGAUGAACUGGUUGAUGAGGAAGCAGACCGAGUUGCAACUGAAGCAAGCAAGAAGCCUAGAACCACCGAAGAGGCGGAUGACGACGAGGACUUGCUUGUGGAGGCAUUAAGCAGCGACCCUUUGGCUGCUCAAGAUGGACAAGAAAAAGCUACAGGUCAAAAUGGUACCACAUCGGACUCGCUGCCUAAGGAAGCGACUGCAAAUGAACACCCGGCAGCGAAGACUAAACGAGUACCCUUUGCCAUUCUUGACGCACUUUCUGCAACCGGUCUCCGGGCACUGCGAUAUGCCAAAGAGAUUCCCUUCGCCACAAAUAUCGUCGCCAACGAUCUGUCACCCUCCUCAGUGCAGAGCAUCAACCUGAACAUCAGGCAUAAUAAAGUCGAGGAUAAGGUCCGGUCUAACUUGGGCGAUGCUCGCGGUUUCAUGUACAGUAAGGUUGGAAAUGAACAACCGCGUCACGGCGAAGGGUAUGUGCACAGGUUUGAUGUCAUUGAUCUGGAUCCCUACGGUACUGCUGCUCCGUUCAUCGAUGCCAGUCUCCAAGCCCUGCAAGAUGGAGGAAUGCUUUGCGUCACUUGUACAGACGCAGGAGUCUUUGCUUCGACGGGUUACCCGGAGAAAACGUACGCACUUUAUGGAGGCACGCCUACGAAAGGUCCGCACUCUCACGAAGGAGGUCUCAGAUUGAUCCUGAAUGCGGUCGCCGUCUCUGCUGCACGAUACGGUCUCGCCGUCGAACCUCUGCUAUCGUUGUACAUCGAUUAUUACGCUCGUCUGUUCAUCCGUGUUCAUCGAAAGCAGCACGAAGUCAAAUUGCUUGCCGGCACGAGCAUGACAAUUUACAACUGCGCGCAUGGCUGUGGUGCCUGGACUACCCAGCCUCUGCUGCGAAACCAAACACAAACAUCUAAAAGUGGAGAGACAGUGUACAAGUUCUCGUUCGCACAAGCGCCCCUGACUACGCCUAAUUGCGAACACUGUGGUUCCAAGAUGCACCUUUGUGGUCCAAUGUGGGCUGGCCCUCUUCACAAUCCGUACUUCGUACAAAAGAUGCUGGAGAGGCUGCCAUCCCUUGACGAGAAGGUCUAUGGCACAACAGAACGUCUGAAGGGUAUGCUCACGCUCGCCCUCGAGGAGGACCUUACGGAACCAACUACAGGAACCGAAGCAUCCGCGCCAUCGGAGGACUUGACAGAAUCGGAAGCAAACCUCAUUCCACGCCUACCAGCUAAUAUUAUCGACAAUGCUCCGUUCUUCGUUAUACCCGGCCAACUAGCCAAGAUCAUCCAUUGCGGUACACCGUCAGAGUCCAUAAUGCGUGGUGCUAUUCUGAGCCUGGGUUACCGUGUCACCCGCUCACAUUGCAAACCCGGCAGCAUCAAGACCAAUGCACCCUGGAGCGUACUCUGGGAAAUAAUCAGAGAGUUCAUGCGGACAAAAGCACCUAUCAAAGAAGGUGCUGUAAAGGCAGGAACGCCGGGCUGGAACAUCUUAGCCAGAGCUAGGGGCACCGAGAGAGCGUUCGUUUCGGGGUUGAAAGAUGGUGCAAAAGACCAGCUUGCAAGAUGCGAUACCAAGGAGGACAUGAAAACUGUCCUGCAGGGUAUGCUGUGGAGACUGGAAAACGAAAAGCCUGCUUCGGACCAAUCGAAUGGCAAACACGACGAGACAGUGCCUCGAAGCGAAAAGGACGGGGCCCAACGAACACGUUCGCUGAGUCCAUCCCCUGUGGAAGCAAGCAAGCUCAACAUCGUCUUCGAUGAGAAGUUGGGCAAGGAGAAUAAUAAUCGCCGCAAGCUGGUGAGAUACCAGAUGAAUCCGCGGGAAAACUGGGGUCCGAUGAACCGGGCUGGAAGAACAGGUUGA
Exophiala viscosa is the source of this 2244-nucleotide messenger RNA. RefSeq names its product guanine-N2--methyltransferase. The transcript has a single exon. The coding region runs from base 1 to 2244 and encodes 747 amino acids. Lineage: Eukaryota; Fungi; Ascomycota; Eurotiomycetes; Chaetothyriales; Herpotrichiellaceae. Gene Ontology annotation, molecular function: RNA binding; tRNA (guanine(10)-N2)-methyltransferase activity. Gene Ontology annotation, biological process: tRNA N2-guanine methylation. The record is from RefSeq and is a predicted model, not a curated record. Gene Ontology annotation, cellular component: nucleus.